Molecule: messenger RNA, 483 nt
Organism: Letharia lupina
Lineage: Eukaryota; Fungi; Ascomycota; Lecanoromycetes; Lecanorales; Parmeliaceae
Exons: 2
Coding region: 1-483 (160 amino acids)
Source: RefSeq, a predicted model, not a curated record
AUGUUGGAUGGUCUCGUCCCUUUCAUCUUCACCUUCUUCAAGGACGUCCACUAUUUGGAGGUGUUGGCCGGCUGUAUGACCCGGUUAACAAGGCUUUUGCCUGAGGACACAGUGUCCACAGCGCUCGCAAGAGCCUUUUCCGAUACAACCGAAAGAACGGACAGAGCUGUCCUCCAGAUCGCAGAGUCCAGCUUUACGUCCUGCCCAGCGCAGUCGGUCGAUCCAGUGGACUUGGGUCUUCGACAGCUAUAUGCCUACGCCAUGCGCCAUUACCCUCAAAUGCCCAAAAGUCCCAAACCCUCUACAAGAAGAGAGAUUAUGAUGCGGCCGACGACCCACGCAGAUCCAACAGUGCUGCGCGAGUUCGCUGAAUUGGCCGAACGCUUAGGGUUUGAGUCGCCCGAGAUUGCAGACCUGAAGCAAUAUCCUACGUUAAUAAAGUGCAAGGAGCAAGUAUCCUCAAGAGUAGCCUCAGACGAUUAA